This is a messenger RNA of Lottia gigantea (owl limpet), 783 nucleotides long. RefSeq lists its product as hypothetical. The coding region runs from base 1 to 783 and encodes 260 amino acids. Lineage: Eukaryota; Metazoa; Mollusca; Gastropoda; Lottiidae. The transcript has 4 exons. The record is from RefSeq and is a predicted model, not a curated record.
AUGUCAAUGAUAAUUGCUCAAACUCCUAAAACUUAUUUCGGUUCUGACAUUCAAAAAUCAUUUGGUUCUCUUCCUGGAUUUUCAAGGGCAAAAUACCCCAGAGAAAAACAUCUUCCCCGUCAUAAUUACACUGGUGCAGGUACAAGACACAAGUAUAAUAGAUGUCAACAUUUCACAUCACGAAGAAUAUUUAAACCAUCGCAGGCAGUGGGGGAUAUAAAGAGGACAAGAAUUUUACCAAACUCUGUGAGGGGGAUGCGAUUUCAAAAUCAAAGACGGGACUCCCAAACCAAAACAACCUUAGAAAACAAUUUCUUCCCAUCUUUAUUUACUGAAAUGGUUUUGGAAGCUGGUUCAAAUCCCAUAGAAACCAUUAAACAACCUGGGGAAUUUGACACACAGUUGAAAACAGUUCUAUAUCCCAAAAACUACGAUUCAGUCUUAGGCUGGAUACCCGAUGUUGGCGAUGGAAGAGUUUUAAAAGAACCGGUAAGAAAUGUUCCAAAUGAUGCAAAUGAAGUUAGAAUGAGAGCUAUUGCUCGAAACACAAUAGAAAUAGUAGGACGAGCAGGUAAUCAGGGGUUUGAAAAACGAGUACUUCAGUACAAUAAUGAUGUUGAGAAUAAUAGGUUUGGUAAUUACGUAAAUUGGAAAUUAUAUUCUUUAUUCGGUCUGAUGGAACACAGAAAAAUUUCCAUAGGGUUACCAUAUAAAAUUCAUCUACAAAGAGAAAUCAAUGAUGAUAAGAUAUUCUUUGGAGGGAAUGCUUCAGAUGGAAAUUAG